CCAAUGACGAAAAUCACAAAAUCGACGACUCACCCCCGGCACGAAUCCCCGAGCUAAUCACGAUUAAAGAAGAGCUCUGCUCGCCUCAACCCCUUUCAUCCUGUCCAACUCCAGAAGAUCUCCCCGAGCUUCCAACAAUCCAACAAAGUGUUUCUGUGACGAAUGCUUUGGCUCAACCAAUCCCCGCUGGCUCAGCCCUGUUCACUCUGAAUCAAAUGCUCCAAAACUCGCAAUCAAUCUCUUUCACAUCUCUCAAUCUUCCAUCAACAUCUAGUCUACUCUUUCAUGAUCUUCCCGUAUUUUCAGCCAGUUUAAACUCACUCGAAACCCCGAAACUACAUUUGGAUUUAACAAGGACUACGGAACUUCUCGGAACUAGCUAUGCACUCGGUUUAAACUUUGUUGAAUGUUUGAAGAAGAAUUUGGGCAGUGCAAAAUCGUAUGCGAGUGCGCUUCUGGCUUUGGAAACCACCUCAUUUGCUCAAUCGUCGUGGAUUACGCCAAGAGAGAAUCCGAUAUUGAACGAGUUGGAGACACGGAUACAAUUGGAAGCAAAUCCCCGGCCUCAAACCGCAACAAGUUCGGUGACAACUUCGCCAACAAUCCCUCUCUUACAAGCGAGUCCCUCCACCUCAAGCCCUCCUUUAAGCUCUUCCCAAGAUGCUCUUCAUUCGGAUCUCGGCUUAAACUUUAUCAAUCUUGAUGUAACGUUGAGAAAUGCUUUGAUCGACCCACUCCUUUUAUGUCAACGAAUCCCGAUGACUUGGGAUUCUCUACAAACAGCUCCAGAUAUUAACACUGCUUUUCGAUAUAUCUAUUGUCGACAAACUGUUCAUUAUAUUGAUUGGCUUUCAUCAUUAGGAGAUGUUCAUUUAUUGGAUCAACGAGAUAAACUAAUGCUGAUCAGUGCUGGUUUAUCUCACGUUCAACUGUUGAUGAUGUUUUAUCACACUUAUCGAACAGGCAGCUCUGGUAUUGCUUAUUCUCUCGGAUAUCACUAUUCAAUUAAAGGUCAAGGCGCCGGGACAGAAUUCGAAAACUUUCUUGAUGCGUUAGCAAAAUAUGGUCACGAUAUGACGAUCACGCUGUAUUCUUGUUCAAUGCGUCUCACCGAUUCCGGCAUGGAAGUCGUACGAAGGGCAAGACAAAAGCAUGAACAGAUCUUGGUCGAAUAUAUGAAAGAAGAAUAUUCGGGUUGGACCGAUGAACAGAGAUCGGUUCGAGUUCACAGCAUUUUGGCCCUCAAAAACUAUUUGAGGAAUAUGGCCCUAAUGGACAAUUCUUAUCUCGGAAGAAUGGUGGCUUUGAAUCAAUGUCAAAUGAGAUGCCAGAUAGCAUACGAUGUACAUUUGAAGGAAUUU
Messenger RNA from Mesorhabditis belari, 1361 nucleotides. The record is from the annotation of a GenBank genome assembly. Lineage: Eukaryota; Metazoa; Nematoda; Chromadorea; Rhabditida; Rhabditidae.